This is a messenger RNA of Ceratitis capitata (Mediterranean fruit fly), 1324 nucleotides long. RefSeq names its product checkpoint protein HUS1 (gene Hus1-like). Lineage: Eukaryota; Metazoa; Arthropoda; Insecta; Diptera; Tephritidae. Gene Ontology annotation, cellular component: site of double-strand break; nucleolus; checkpoint clamp complex. Gene Ontology annotation, biological process: nucleotide-excision repair; mitotic intra-S DNA damage checkpoint signaling; meiotic DNA integrity checkpoint signaling. The transcript is spliced from 2 exons. Bases 226 to 1083 code for a protein of 285 amino acids. The record is from RefSeq and is a predicted model, not a curated record.
CUUUAAAUUCGUUGGCAACGCUUCAUUGGCCGUGAUUGUCGGAAUCAAUUUUUGGUAUUGUCGACAAGACGUGUGGUUUUCUGAGAAAAAUUAAGUAUAAUAUUAUUUGAACAUCUGCUAAAAGCUGAAAAAUAGAUGAAUGGAACUCCCAAUCUCAAGCUACAUAUAAUAGCAAAUAUAUAAUUUUCCGUUUGAAGAAGCAGAGGUUAUAUCGAUAAACACACAAUGAAGUUUCGGGCUAUGAUGCAAGAUCCUGAGUACAUGCGAGAAUUUCUCUACAUUGUACAAACAUUAUCAAAAUUGGCGAAGACAUGCGUAAUGAAAAUCUCUAUGGACAAAGUUUACUUUGUGGCGAACGAGGAAUCUGGCAGUGCGGCACCAUUAGUAUGGGUUGAAAUUAAUCCAAAAUUAUAUUUUUCUGAAUACACCAUGCAGGGUGUCGACAGUGAACAUGAUCCACAUAUUGUACUAAGUGUACCCACUCUAAAUUUAGGCACUGCACUCUCCUUACUUCGCAAUAAUCCAUGCUUUUGCAAAUUAAAAUUGACAAAUCUACAAUUUCCUUGUCUAACCGUCGACAUUGAUGCUACAACUAAGAGUUCGUCUGAUAAAUCGCGUCGGGCUAUGCAUCAUGUACCGGUGGAUGUGAUACCACGUUGUGAUUGGCCGAAUUUCGCUGUACCUGUUGUACCCGAUUGUAAAUUGGUGUUGAAUAUGCCAUCCAACCGUUUGAUACGUGGCUUAAUAGAUAAAAUAAAAAAUCUUUCACCGACUAUAAUUUUUUAUGCCACUUCAAGUGGUGAGAUGAAUUUAGUAGCCGAAACAGAUAUGGCAACAAUAACAACACGUUAUCAAAAUCUUGAAUUACGUGCUAUAAAUAUCAGCGAAGGUGACAAAGAUAAAGAGCAAAUAGAAGCUUCUUGCUCGGUGGACUGCAAAAAGACUGCUUUAUUUUUCUCGGCACUACAAGUACCAUCCAACGAAUUGUCAUGUGGCAUAGUUGAUGAUCAACUCAUACAUUUGGAAGUUAAUAUACGAGAUGGUAUAGCUAUUCAUUCCAAAUUGCCGGCAGUAUGUGUGUGAAUAUCAACUGUUUUUGAUGUUUAUUACCACCGCAGUGUUCCUUAUAACAUUCGAUAGGGUUAUUGAGACCAUAUUGCACAGUUGAUUUAUAGUACAUAAUUAUCAAUAGUUAUGCAUAAUAAUGCACAAAUAUAUUUUUUAAAAUUAUCAUUCAUUAACUGAAUAUUUUAAGGAUGUACGACUAUUAAAGACUACAAAUUAUUUGGAUGAAUAAAUAUAUAUUUAUAUAAUUUAAGCCGUA